AGAUGAUAUCUAUCUACAUGGAGUGACGUUAGCCGGCUUGUCCACAGUCCUAGAUUUCGUCUACACCUCCGAACUUCCCGUUUCCAUGGAAACCAUCCAAGAUGUCGUCUGCGCCGCCUCCCAUCUUCAAAUCUCGUCCGCUCUCGCACUGUGCGAGACUUUCCUGAGGGACGAGAUCUCACUGGACAACUGUUUAUACAUCAUGAAUCUUUGCACCACGUUUGGACUGAAACAACUGGCGAAGGAAGCUACGGACUUUAUUGCUAAGAUCUUUCAAGACUUGGUGCAGAAGAAAAGUGAUCAAAUCUUGGACCUUACGUGGGAAGAAUUUCUGCCGAUCCUGCAAAACAACAAAUUGAACGCCAGUGAACUUCAGAUUUUCCAAACGAUAGUGCAGUGGGUAGAGCACGACAGGGAAGUCCGUGUGUACGAGGCUAAGUACCUACUGGAGGCUGUGCGGUUCCCACUGAUGACGUGGGAGGAGCUACAUAGCGAGGUCCUCACCACAAAGUUCGUACUGAGGGACAAGACGGCACAUGCGAGGGUUUCUGCAGGUUUCAGUUACCACAGCACCCCCCUGAUGCACCACCUUUGCCAGAGUCCGGACUCCCAGGUCCGAGCAGACACCGAGUCGCUGGUCAUCAUGGGCGGCUGGAUGGACGAGGGGCGCACCGCAGAGGUACUGUUCCUCAACGACUCGCUAGAGGUCCCUGGCUGGGCUCGCCUCGCCAACAUGCCAGUUGCUAGGGCGUGGCACACCGUAGUGAUGAUGGACAACUUUGUGUACGUCCUUGGCGGGUUCGCUAAAGGCGUGCUGUGCGCCUCCGGACUGCGGUACGAUCCCAGAUUCAACACCUGGAUGAGCAUUGCUGACAUGUGGGAGAAAAGGUACGAGUUUCCCGGCGUGGCCUGGGACGGUAAGAUCCUGGCUCUGGGCGGCAGUGGUCUGGGGAAGGACACGGCAGAGGUGGAGAGUUACACCCCUGAUGAGGACAGGUGGAACACCGGCACCCCCCUCCCCAGGGCAACUCAUGGACAUGCUGCAGUCGUCUUCCACAAUAAGAUUUAUAUCUCUGAAUUCACUGCAGCAAUCACAAAACCGAACGUAAUCAGAACUAACAACUGCGACAUCACGUGCACACGGGUGCCCGUCACGGAGUCACCAUUCGUGGACAGUCGUACCAUGCAGCUUGUGACACAACGGGAGCGCGCAACGCCCAAAGAUGGGUCGUCCACCUUAGAAAUGCCAAUAACUGGGCGAUGGAUUUGA
Molecule: messenger RNA, 1270 nt
Organism: Branchiostoma floridae (Florida lancelet)
Lineage: Eukaryota; Metazoa; Chordata; Leptocardii; Amphioxiformes; Branchiostomatidae
Product: kelch-like protein 26
Exons: 6
Coding region: 86-1270 (394 amino acids)
Molecular function (GO): protein binding
Source: RefSeq, a predicted model, not a curated record